This is a messenger RNA of Letharia columbiana, 2523 nucleotides long. RefSeq lists its product as uncharacterized. Gene Ontology annotation, cellular component: nucleus. Lineage: Eukaryota; Fungi; Ascomycota; Lecanoromycetes; Lecanorales; Parmeliaceae. The transcript has a single exon. Gene Ontology annotation, molecular function: single-stranded DNA binding; DNA endonuclease activity. Gene Ontology annotation, biological process: nucleotide-excision repair. The record is from RefSeq and is a predicted model, not a curated record. The coding region runs from base 1 to 2523 and encodes 840 amino acids.
AUGUCCCUCGAGGAUCCAGACAAUGAUUCAGCUAGUGAUUUAGACAUGCCAUCUUUCUCGAAUUCGGCUUUGGCAGGCCCUAGAAUCGACCAACCUCUGGAGUUCAACCAAAAAAAUGCCAAAGCCGGUCGUGACUUUGCUCAUCUAGCAAACGCAAGAGCUCACGGAUCAGCUCCUAAGCCUUUCGGGGACGAUAGUGAUGAUGAAAACGAUAUCGAUCCGCAAGCUACAUUGGCGGACUCGAGACGCACCAAGCAUGAAACCCAGGAUGGUCCGCGGCCAUUUGCCUUAAAGGUAAUGGACAAGACGUCAAGAGACCCUCGAGAGCUGACUUCUUCACAAGCAGCCUCAACAGCUCCUGCCGCGCCCUCUGCAACGUCAGUGGCAUCUUCGCUACCAUCUGGUUUUAAUGGUCCCCUACCAUUCGAGUCGCUAAGUCUAGGCACAUCGAUAUUGGGAAGAAAGAAGAAACAAGCCCCAGCAGAGUCAUCAGGAGGCUUUGAGAAGGACCCUGACAAUGGAAAACCCGCCCAGCCACUUCCGCCCUGGUUCUCUGGUGACAUCCGUGAAGCUACUGCUGCACAAAAAGCUAUAGAGGAGAAGCAAUACGAAGGUGGCGAUUCCGACAGGCUGUCCCUACUUUCUCCUCGUGCGGCAGUCUUGAAGCGGCAGGAGACUGGGGAAGUCAUCGAUCUAGAGGCGCCAAGAGAAAAAGUUGACGAGAUCAUUGAUGUUGAGUCAUCCGACGAAGGGGACGAAGACGAUGUCAUUGUGGGAGACACCCGGCCUGUUGAUCCUGAAGUCAGGAUGGGAGAUGUAGCAGACCUUUCCAGAGCCGAGCCUGCAUCAUCAGAUUUGCCUCCUAAUAACCUCAAUGCCGUGAAUAACCAGAUGCAAGGUAUUAGCGCGGGGAAUGGGAAAGCAACGGAACACGGUUCAGAUAGCGAGGAGCCCAUAGAUUGGCCUGAGAGCGAGCCCGAGGCAGAUACGAGAGUGCCACGAACUGGAACUGAUGAUCGAGAACCAGCUGGGGGCAAAUUACAGGAACAGCCAGGGUCACCUUUGUCUGAGUUUGAGAAUAUCGAUGUCACGGGCUCGCGGAAUUCGCCACAGGACUCUGCUGCCGUUCCAAACAGCGAAGUGCAACCACCACCCUCUCUUAAGAGAGGCCAGUCCUCUAUUGGCCCACGACUCGAGGAUUUACCAGCCGAGGAUGAAGAUAUUUACUCCGACCCCGAAGAGGAGGAUCUGAUGAGGCAACUAGCCAUCGAGGCAGAAGAGCAUGCGCGAUUUGCGUCCACACUGAACUCCAAAACUCAAUUGCAAAACGCUGAGGAUUACGAGAAAGAACUACGUCAGCUCCGCAACCAGCAAAAGAAGGACCGCCGUGACGCCGACGAGGUUACGCAUAUUAUGGUCACCGAGUGCCAACAACUUCUCAAGCUCUUUGGUCUACCUUAUGUCACCGCGCCUAUGGAAGCCGAAGCUCAGUGCGCUGAGCUCGUCAACCUUGGCAUUGUUGACGGUAUUGUAACAGACGAUUCCGAUGUCUUCCUCUUCGGUGGCACACGCGUCUAUAAGAAUAUGUUUAAUCAAGCCAAGUUCGUCGAAUGCUACCUCUCUUCAGACCUCGAGAAAGAGUAUUCUCUUGACCGCGAAAAGCUCAUCCGCAUAGCACAUUUACUUGGCAGUGAUUACACUGAGGGUCUGCCAAACGUUGGUCCAGUAACAGCCCUGGAGAUUCUGUCUGAGUUCGAGACGUUGGAGCAAUUCUCAGAAUGGUGGGGCACAGUACAAAUGGGCCAAAAGCUGUCCGCAGAAGACGCUGCAAAUCCAUUUCGCCGCAAGUUCAGAAAGAAUGCUUCCAAGCUUUUUCUACCCGCCAUUUUUCCAGACCUGCGUGUCGACCAAGCUUAUCUGCACCCCGAAGUCGAUAAGGAUCCUUCGCCAUUCCAAUGGGGCGUACCUGACUUGGACGCUCUAAGGUCAUUCCUCAUGGCUACGAUUGGAUGGAGUCAAGAGAGAACGGAUGAGGUCCUAGUACCCGUUAUUAAGGACAUGAACCGUCGGGAGAACGAGGGGACACAAGCGAACAUUACGCAAUUUUUUGGUGGCAGCGUUGGGGUUGGUGGAAAGUCGAAUGGUGGAAGUGGGUCUGCUUUUGCACCGAGACGGAGGUUGGAUGGCAAGAGUAAGAGAAUGGAGACGGCAUUGGGAAGAUUACACGAGCAAGCCAGAAACAGGACCAUCGGAGAAGGCGAGACGAAUGCCGAAGUCGAUGCGGAGCCCGCAGCGGUUGGCAAUGGGGACGUCACUGGAACAACGGACGCAGCUACUGAGCCAAGGAAGAAACCGCAGCGCAAGUCGAAGAAGCGAGCUGCUCCAGUCUCUGCACCAGAUUCUAACAGCGAUAGCGAGGACAAACAUGAUGAAUACGAGGCUCCUACAAAAUCACGGAAACGCGGUCAUGGCAGUGCUAAGGGCAAUGCCAAAGGGCGUACGAAGGGGAAAGCUCAGCCGUAA